This is a messenger RNA of Nematostella vectensis (starlet sea anemone), 1151 nucleotides long. RefSeq lists its product as uncharacterized. Gene Ontology annotation, cellular component: ribonucleoprotein complex. The coding region runs from base 573 to 1151 and encodes 192 amino acids. The transcript has a single exon. Gene Ontology annotation, molecular function: single-stranded RNA binding. The record is from RefSeq and is a predicted model, not a curated record. Gene Ontology annotation, biological process: retrotransposition. Lineage: Eukaryota; Metazoa; Cnidaria; Anthozoa; Actiniaria; Edwardsiidae.
UUCUCCCUUGAUCUUAACCUAAAAGAUCGGACGAGUGUUCGCAUUCAUGGUGUUGGGGGCCGUACAGUGCCAAAGUUAUGGAAACACGAUUUAUCAUAUGUUUCGCGUAUUAAUCCCGACAUAGUUAUCUUAGAUAAUUGGCACUAAUGACCUUUCGGUCGAAGAUCCCAACGUCGUAGCCACCUCAAUAGAGGUUUUAGUUCGCUAUUUACACGAUCAUUUUGGUCAGCGGUCAGCGAAGAUGGCUGCUGAAAAACCGGCUCUGUAAUUUUCAACCCAUAUGUGGCCUUAAAUCCGGGAAAAUCUUCGCCAUCUUAUGUUAAAAUUAUUUGUAUUACAUGAAGUUGUCUUCUUAUACAGCAUACCAAGAUAUUUGACUACAUUUUGAGGAAAAAACGCUAAAUCAUGUCGCUAUUUGGGCGCAAGCACGACCGAAGUGGAGAUGAAAGCACUACACCCACGAAAACCAGCAAGAAACAAGACCUAGAGGAAACACCGAUGAAACAGAAUUAUUCUAACACUGAUGAUGAUCAAGCCUCAUCUUUUUGGGUUGGCCUCUUUUGGAGGUCAAGAUGAACUCUUGGAUCGAAGGGAAGUUACAUUCACUGGUAGCCACAGUAGCCACAGAAGAGUCUCUCACAGAGGCAAUCGGCCUCAAUGAAUUCAAAGAUGAUCUCAUGAACGAGAUCGAAGACAAAUUUGGCAAAAGUGAACAAUAUUCUAGGCGAAACAAUAUCAGGAUUGGGGGGAUCCCCGAAGAUGAUUCGGAGGAACGCGAGCAAACAGAUGGCAAAGUGAUUAACCUGAUAAAGGAAAACCUAGGAAUCACAAUAUUACCAACAGAUAUAUGCCGAUCUCACCGCACUGGCAAAAAGAAAGAUUCUAAGCCACGGCAAAUAAUUGUAAAAUUCACCCGCCACAACACCAAACUGGAAGUUAUGAGAAAACGAAAAGAACUUAAACAAAAGAAAUCAAGCAUCUUUAUUAACGAAGACCUAACCCAACAACCCCGUCUAAAAAUGGUAAAACUGUUGAAAGAUGAAGGGAAGGAUUUAAUUUCCAAGAGCUGGAGUGCAGAUGGAAUAAUCUUUGUGCGUCUUAACAAAAAUGAAGCAAACGGCAACAACAUCAAAUUUCUUUUACAAAAGUAA